Messenger RNA from Labrus bergylta (ballan wrasse), 747 nucleotides. The record is from RefSeq and is a predicted model, not a curated record. Lineage: Eukaryota; Metazoa; Chordata; Actinopteri; Labriformes; Labridae.
AUGCUGCUGUCUCCUCAGGCAGAGAGGAACUGGGAGGGUUUGUGUUCAGUGCUUGAAGAUGUGCUGGAGGACCAGUCCCACAGGCAGCUGUUUGCCGUGGAGCUGGGCUCUGGAACAGGACAGCACGUCAUACGCUUUGCCCAGAAAAUGCCUUUUGUUACCUGGCAACCAUCAGACAUCAAAGAAGAGUGUCGAGACAGCAUUAAAGCAUACAUUGCGGCAACUCAUGUGAAGACUGUGCUGCAGCCCGUUCACCUGGAUGCCAGUGAACCUUGGGAGAAAUGGGCAGGCCUUCCUCGCAACUCCUGUGAUGUAGUGGUGGCCAUAAACUUACUGCAGUACAGCUCCUUCAAAACAGCACAGGGUGUUUUCAACGGAGCAGGUCAGAUCAUGAGGCAGAAUGGUCUUUUGAUAACAUACGGGGUGUAUGCUAUCAAUGGAACCAUCACCCCGAGUUGUAAUGAACAGCUGGAUGAAGAGCUUCGAAAGAUGAAUCCAGAGUGGGGUCUUCCAGAUAUCGAUGUGCUGAGACAGAUGGCCUAUGGGAACGGGAUGCGUAUGGAGAGGAUAGUGAUUGAAAUGGAAGAUUAUUUCAAAUGCCUCAUAUUUAGAAAACUUUAAAGAAACUGCUUCAAGUUUUUGAAGAUUUGUCAAACAGUCAUGCACAUUAACAAGCCAUAUGAUAAAGAACAUUUCAUUAUAAUUUAUACAUACGUCAUAUUUUUGCCUUUAACCUGAUGAUGAAGA